Dromiciops gliroides (monito del monte) is the source of this 541-nucleotide messenger RNA. Its product is annotated as histone H2A.Z-like. Bases 76 to 462 code for a protein of 128 amino acids. Gene Ontology annotation, molecular function: structural constituent of chromatin; protein heterodimerization activity; DNA binding. The record is from RefSeq and is a predicted model, not a curated record. Lineage: Eukaryota; Metazoa; Chordata; Mammalia; Microbiotheria; Microbiotheriidae. The transcript has a single exon. Gene Ontology annotation, cellular component: nucleosome.
GGUCUCUGCUCGGGUGUUUGCUCGGUCCGUUCUCUGCCGUGAGCGUGUGUGCGAAAGCUUCACGCACAACUCAAAAUGGCUGGCGGGAAGGCUGGGAAGGACUCCGGAAAGGCGAAGACAAAGGCGGUUUGCCGCUCGCAGAGGGCUGGCUUGCAGUUCCCAGUCUGCCGCAUCCACCUGCAUCUGAAAUGCCGGACAACGAGCCACGGCCGCGUGGGUGCCACCGCCGCCGUGUACAGCGCGGCCAUCCUGGAGUAUCUCACCGCAGAGGUUCUUGAGCUGGCAGGAAACGCAUCGAAAGACUUGAAGGCGAAGCGCAUCACUUCUCGCCACUUGCAGCUGGCCAUUGGUGGGGACGAAGAGUUGGACUCGCUGAUAAAGGCAGCGAUCACUGGCGGUGGUGUGAUUCCACACAUCCAUAAAUCUCUGAUUGGAAAGAAAGGACAACAGAAGACUGUUUAAAGGAUGCCUGGAUUCCCUGUUAUCUCAAGACUCUAAAUACUCUUAACAACUGUCCAGUGUUGGUGAUUUCCAGUGGACU